GAUUUUUUUUUCUAUUUUUUUUCUUUCUUUUGCCGUGUUUGUUUCUUUGUCGACAAGCAAUGCAGCAGCAGCUCGGCUACCGGCGCAAGUCGUGCUUCUGGUGCGGCGUGGACAAGAAGCGAUGCUCACUGAACGACGAUCCGGUGAGCAGCAACAGCAGCGGCAGCGGCGGCGUCUUUCUGAUUCCGGACGGGAGGAGCAGCCCCGGAACGAUCGCCGCUUCCACAACGCCGACGCCGCUCUCCGGCAGUGGCUCCACGGCCUCUGCGACGACCUCCGGCGCCGCCGCUGCGCCUGGAGGCAGCCACACGAGUCUCCUCAACGCUGGUGCGGGAUCGGCGGGCGGCAGCUACGCGUGCGUGCACUGUGUUCGCAAGUCGCGGUACUGCUACCAUGCGGCCCGAAACCUGACUCUGCCCUACCCGCCGGACGCGACGACCACGCCGCAGCACCUGCCGCCCUUCCCAAUCCCGCCGAUCAGCACUCCCGACCUAGCUGCGUUGGUCUGGUCGUCCGCGUCGCCGACCCCGUCUGCGGAGUCGCAGCGCAAGGGCAGCCUGACUAGCAGCAGCAGCAGCAGCACGAGCAUCGUCGUCGGUGAUCCCACCACGCCGCCGCCUGCGUCCACGGCAACCACCGCCGCUGCGACUGCCCCGGUGGCUGCGAUGGGCGCGCUUACCUUUGUCAAUGCAGGGCCAACAGCGGGCUUAGCUGCGGCGGGUGCGGUGGCGGCCCAGGGCGCGCUGGGUGGAAGAAGUAGCGGCAUCCUGCUCGCCCGACCUCUGAGCAACAAUGCGAGCACCCUCAGCACCGCGACCACGUCCACCACCAACACCACCACCACCACCACGAGCAACCAUAGCAUUAGUCAUCCUAGUAAUAAUAACAGCAGCAACCAGUGGUCAAGCUACACGCCCGCACUGGACUUGUACCAGCAACAGCAGCAUCAACAACGGCCACAGCAACGCUCGCUUCUGAGCCCCAGCACGACGCGCCGACGCCGCCGCAGCAUCAGCCCACCGGCCUCUUCACCAUCCGCAGCAUCAUCGUCGUCAUCAGCACCAUUAGCAUCAUCAGCUUCAUCGCUCUCGUCCUUGGCGUCGUCCUCUGCUUCGUCGUCGACGUCGUCGUUGUCGUCGUCCAAUCAUAGUAGCGUUGUUAGCAGCCAGAGCGGAAGUCCCGUCUCAGCAACUUCGAUGGGCCCGUUCUUUGCCUAUCCCCAUCCGCGCACCAACCAGAUGAAUUCACACCACGCGAUGAUGCAGCCAAUGCAAUCAUCGUCCUUGUCGACCGUGGCGUACGCGACGGCGACUCCCGCGGAGACUGCAGCGGCGGUGGCGCUCGCGCAGGCUGGCCGAUCCUCUCCCGCCUUUGCUUGGCCCCGUGCGGUCCCUGCAUCCACUCCAGCAGCACCGCUAGGAACAAUGCAGUCAUCGCUACCACACCAAGCACAGCCCGUGGCGAUGGUGCAGCCAUCCCCGUCGGCGUUUGCAGAUGCCGCCACCGACGCUGCCAAAGCGCGGAUUGCCUCCGCACUUGCCUCGUUGUCAGAAUUUGCAGGCCAUCAGCAAGCACUGCCACAGCAGCCACACCUUCAACAACAUCAACCACAACUACAACAGCAACAGCCACCACAACAGCAGUCGUUCCAGUAUUCUCCGUAUUUACAAUAUUCCACCCCUCAAUUUCAGCAACAGCAGCACCACUAUCAACAACAACAGCAGCAGCAGCAACAGCAGCAGCAACAGCAGCAGCAACAGCAACAACAACUACUACUACAACAACAACAACCGGUUGCCAUGCAAUCAAGCUCGCUUGACAGCAAUGGAGCGGCAAUGCCAAUGUAUCCGCAGUACUACUCCACAAUGGCAAUGGGGUCUGUGUCCUUUAUGACGGGACAACAACAAUACGCUGCCACGGGUUACAUGCACGAAACGUCAAGUUACUGGUCGUCUUCGACUGGAUCCUCAUCGGCCUCCACGUCGUCGUCUUCCUCUCCAGCUCCAAACCAGCUGCUUCCCAUGGCUUCCGCUCCCAGCGAUGCGCUUGUGGUUGCUGCCGAGCAGCAUGCUCAAGUUCGCGCGUAAUGUGUUUCAGAGUUUUUGCUUUUUUGUCGCUUGGUUUUAUCGUUUG
Capsaspora owczarzaki ATCC 30864 is the source of this 2133-nucleotide messenger RNA. RefSeq lists its product as hypothetical. NCBI's taxonomy places the organism in Eukaryota, Filasterea, Ministeriida, Capsasporidae. The transcript has a single exon. The coding region runs from base 60 to 2087 and encodes 675 amino acids. The record is from RefSeq and is a predicted model, not a curated record.